AGUUCAAGGGUCAGCGCAGCCCAGGGCCUAGCUCAAGCCUGUCUGGCGCUGGAUUUAACCCUCAGGCGGCUGCUGCUGCCGCCCCAGGCCCUCCAGCCCUUGGCUGCCAUGGGAGCCCGGAGCUAGCUGGACCUGUGCCUUGGCACUGCCUGUGAAUGGGGCAGAGACCGGGCCCCUCUCAGGUAGAGCCACCCUGCCGAUGGAGAGACGAGUAACCAAGAGCCACCCCAGGGAGCAGGGCUGGAGAGUGGGAGCCAGACUGCAGGGCUGAGUCUCUGCGCUGGACCCCUAUUUGCUGCCUGUGUGCUGGGCAUUUACUUGGGCAGCAGGUGGACUGAACGCACCCCAGUGGUGCAAGAAGUGCCAUCCGCCACAGGACAACAGAAAUGAUGGCUGAUAACCAAGCUAUCGGUCUGAGUCCAUGCACCACACCUGGAACUGUGUGUGUGUUGGGCAUAGAUCUGGGCACCACCUCAGUUAAGGCUGCCUUGGUAAUAGAGACAGAGCAAGGACAAAUUGUGACCCAGAGCUGUUCAAGGGAGACGGAGGCACAGGCUGAUAGCCCGGCUGCUGGAGCACAGGGGAUGGAGCAAGAUGUCCAGAAAAUAAUAAAAGCCUUGAAUGAAUGCCUUGCAGCUUUUCCCCAGGAGCACCUUCAAAGGGUUAGUCGCAUUGGUAUUUCAGGACAAAUGCAUGGGGUUGUGUUUUGGAAAACAAACCAAGGUUGCAAAUGGACCAAGAGUGGAACUGGUCACACCUUUCAGCCUGGAGAAGUCAGUCAUCUGAUUACAUGGCAAGAUGGCCGCUGCAGCAGCAGUUUCCUCUCUUCUCUUCCUCAACCACAGUCACAUCUCAGCUUGGCUACAGGAUUUGGAUGUGCCACAAUCUACUGGUAUUUGAAGAACAGCCCAGAUUUUCUGAAGCCUUAUGAUGCAGCUGGUACCAUCCACGACUACGUGGUUGCCAUGUUGUGUGACCUGGAAAGGCCAUUGAUGUCCAUCCAGAAUGCUGCCAGCUGGGGAUAUUUUAAUUGCAGAAGUAAAAGCUGGAAUACUGAGAUUUUGGGAGAAUCUGGCUUUCCCCUUGACUUGCUUCCUGAAGUGGGUGACCCUGGUGACAUUGCAGGAAGGAUGCCUCAUGACUGGCAUGGAAUACCAAAGGGAACAGAAGUGGGAAUUGCUCUGGGAGAUUUUCAGUGCUCUGUUUAUUCUUGUAUGACUGAGAGGACUGAUGCAGUUCUCAAUAUCAGCACGUCUGCUCAGCUGACAGUCCCCAUGCCCUUGGGAUUCCAGCCUCCAGAGACACCAGAUUCCUUGUCAGCUGUUGCCUAUUUUCCUUAUUUUGAUGGUAACUUUCUGGCAGUGGCAGCAUCACUCAACGGAGGAAAUGUACUGGCAACAUUUGUGGAUAUGUUGGCACGCUGGAUGGCAGAGUUGGGGUAUGACGUUCUGGAGUCCAAUAUCUAUACACAAAUGAUCAACGCAGCCUUGGCCCAAAAUGAUACCAGACUCUCAAUCUGCCCAACUGUAUUUGGAGAAAGGCACAUGCCUGAGCAACUUGCUUCAGUGACUAGUAUCACUGCUUCUGAUCUCUCUCUGGGUCACGUAACCAGAGCUUUGUGCCAUGGGAUCAUUCAGAAUCUGCAUUCCAUGUUGCCAUUUCAACACCUGAAAGAGGCAGAAGUGAAGAGAAUUCUGGGAAGUGGAAGUGCCCUUUCCAGGAAUGAGGUGCUAAAGCAAGAAGUGGAGAAAAUGUUUCCAUUUCCUGUGAUCUAUGGAAACGAUGUGGAUGCAGCCGUGGGUGCUGCUAUGGUGAUGCUGCACAGAAGAUAUAAACCCAUAGUUCAGGAUUGUCUGAUAUAAAGUUUUUUUUCUGGACAUAUCA
This is a messenger RNA of Gopherus flavomarginatus (Mexican gopher tortoise), 1884 nucleotides long. RefSeq names its product sedoheptulokinase (gene SHPK). Gene Ontology annotation, molecular function: sedoheptulokinase activity. Lineage: Eukaryota; Metazoa; Chordata; Testudines; Testudinidae. The record is from RefSeq and is a predicted model, not a curated record. The coding region runs from base 387 to 1862 and encodes 491 amino acids. The transcript is spliced from 7 exons. Gene Ontology annotation, biological process: cellular response to lipopolysaccharide; carbohydrate metabolic process. Gene Ontology annotation, cellular component: cytosol.